AAAUCGAGCUCUGCAUGUGACAGGGGACUGGAGAUCUCGACUUAGACCAGUUGUGCUGGACGGGUACCGACCUGCAAGGCUGCCUCUGAGGGGCUUUAACCCUUGACAGCGGAGUGAGAGUUGCGCGCUUAGGCGGUACUCGCGAGGCUCCGGGGCUUUGAAAAUGGACUAGAUGAGGCGUUGGUCCGAAGUGAUUUGAUGGUUAGAAUAGUGGUAUCGUUUUAGACUUAGCGGAAGUGGAGUGCAGGAAAGCUCUAUGCGGCUCUCCCAUCAGUUGUGAAAGUGUCCUUAUAAUGCGGAUUUCCCAGCAUGUGUGGUUCUAGGAUCGAAAGGUCAUGAAACGAGUACGCACCGAGCACAUUCAGAUGGCAGUGUCCUGCUACCUCAAACGCCGGCAGUACGUGGACUCCGAAGGUCCCCUGAAGCAAGGACUGCGGCUGUCACAGACUGCUGAGGAGAUGGCCACCAACCUCACAGUCCAAUCAGAGUCUGGUUGUGCCAACGUAGUGUCCGCAGCCCCUUGCCAGGCAGAGCCCCAGCAAUAUGAAGUGCAGUUUGGACGACUGCGGAAUUUUCUCACUGAUUCUGACUCCCAGCAUAGCCAUGAAGUGAUGCCCCUCCUGUACCCUCUCUUCGUCUACCUCCAUCUCACCCUGGUCCAGAACAGUCCGAAGAGCACGGUGGAGAGUUUCUACAGCCGCUUCCACGGGAUGUUUCUGCACAACGCCAGCCAGAAGGAUGUCAUUGAGCAGCUGCAGACCACUCAAAGCAUCCAGGACAUCCUGUCCAACUUCAAGCUCCGAGCAUUCCUAGAUAACAAGUACGUGGUCCGCCUCCAAGAAGACAGCUACAACUACCUUGUCCGCUACCUCCAGAGCGACAACAACUCCGCGCUCUGCAAAGUGCUUACCUUGCAUAUCCAUCUGGAUGUGCAGCCUGCCAAAAGGACAGAUUACCAGCUCUAUGCCAGUGGCAACGCUGCGCGAGGCGAGGGCAGUGGCCUGGAGCCCUCCGACAUGCCCGCGCCUGUCCUGCACGACGAGGCCGCCCUGGCCGUCCUGCAGGAUAGCAUACGGCGCGUCAAGGACGGCCCUCCAUCCCUCACCACCAUCUGCUUCUACGCCUUCUAUAACACCGAGCAGCUGCUGAACACGGCCGAAAUCUCCCCGGACAGCAAGCUGCUGGCGGCCGGCUUCGACAACUCCUGUAUAAAGUUGUGGAGCCUGCGAUCCAAGAAGUUAAAGCCGCAGGCCCAUCGUGUCGACGUGGCCCGUGUCCACUUGGCUUGUGAUGUUCUGGAAGAGGAGGAUGAUGAGGAUGACACUGCGGGCACAGAGAUGAAGAUUCUGCGAGGACACUGUGGACCAGUAUAUAGCACGCGGUUCCUCGCAGACAGCUCAGGGCUGCUGUCUUGUUCUGAAGACAUGUCCAUUAGGUACUGGGACCUGGGGAGUUUUACCAACACUGUGUUGUACCAGGGACACGCGUACCCUGUGUGGGACCUAGACAUUAGCCCGUACAGCCUGUACUUCGCCAGCGGGUCCCAUGACCGCACAGCGAGGCUGUGGUCAUUUGAUCGGACGUACCCGCUGAGAAUAUAUGCAGGACACCUGGCGGACGUGGACUGUGUCAAGUUCCACCCCAACUCUAACUACUUGGCCACGGGCUCCGCCGACAAGACGGUCCGGCUGUGGAGCGCCCAGCAGGGCGGAUCGGUGAGGCUCUUCACGGGCCACCGCGGCCCCGUGCUGUCCCUCGCCUUCUCUCCCAACGGCAAGUACUUGGCGUCAGCGGGCGAGGACCAGCGCCUGAAGCUGUGGGACCUGGCAUCUGGGACCCUUUACAAGGAGCUCAGAGGCCACACGGACAACAUCACCAGCCUCACGUUCAGUCCGGACAGCAGCCUGAUCGCCUCGGCCUCCAUGGACAACUCGGUGCGCGUGUGGGACGUCCGGAACGCGCACGGUGGCACGCCCGCCGACGGCUCCUCGGGCGAGCUGGUGGGUGUGUACAGCGGCCCGGUGAGCAGCGUGCUGAGCGUGCGCUUCAUGGCCUGCAACCUUCUGCUGGUGACCGGAAUCUCACAGGAGAGCCCGGAACAUUGACCCGUUACCUUGCUGUGGCAGACUGGGGCGGUGGUGGCCUCCAGGUGACUAGUCUUGUGACAAACUAAGAUGGAAUCACUAACUGACUGUGAAAGACUGCCCGCUUCCCCUCCCCUGCGCAGGCGUCCUGAGCACUGCGCCCCUUCACUCGGCUCCCCAUGUCGCAGGACUGGGGGUGGGGACACGGGUGGUGACCAGCGGACAUGAGAUCGAGAACUGAGACGCUUGGUAGGUCAGAUUGCAAGUUCCCACAGAGGUCGCUCCGUGUCCCCAUGCUAGCGCCCUCCCAUCCGACACGUUCCUGUUUGUCAAACCAACAGGAGCUGCUGACGCGCGGGUGCUGCGCCACUCCAAGGGUGGCCUGGGCGCCAAGCGCCGCCUGGAGGAGCAGGGCCGCAGGGUCGCCUGUCAUUAGUCACCAGGGGGAAGGGGAUCUUGACUGGUGUAGGAAUGCAGGGCUGGGGACUGGGAAAGGGGGCAGGGGUUGUCUGGGCAAAAAGACUUUCCAUAAUUACAGAGAACAGAAUUUUUUAUUAUUGUUAUUGUAAUUAUAAUAUUAUUAUUAUUAUUGAGAGGGGAACCGCAGCACUGGCAGAGGGCCUUCUCUGCACUCACCCUUCAGGUUUUACCCCUGGCACUGGCCGUGACACUUGGAAUUUUGAGGUUCAGGGAAUUCAGAGAAUUUGGUAGCACAGUGUUUGGGGAGAAAGGGAAACUUUCUGGGUAACAGAUCAGCUACUCCUGCUGAUGUGUUUCUAGAAGUGGGGGGCAUUUGAUUGAGAAAAUCUUGGGCUCUUGCAGUGAUGGUGGGAAAGAAAGGUCCUUUUCACGGCUGCACUUCUAUUAGCAAUUCUCUCCCCUGAAAGGACAGAUUAUGGUAAAGAAAUGAAAAUAAUUUGAAGCAAAAAGUCAAAAGAUAGAGUUAUUAAGUGUUGAAUUUCCAAAUGAGCAUUGACUCAGAGGUGUGGCUUUUUCAAUGUCUUUUCCUCCUUCCGACCACCCACUCCCACCGCCUGCAUUGCAAUAGCAGUUUAAUAGAAAACACUUUGUGAAACAAAUUGUAAGUGUGUAUGCACGCAUAUAAAACUAUGUUUUGAGGAUAAAGCAAGUUCUAAUUUGUGGAAAAAGGAUUAAAUAUUUCUGUUUUCUGAAAAGAGUUAUUUUGUAUUUUGUUUUCUAUUAAAAUGUAUUUAGUUUCCAAAAACAGUGUUGGCAUCUCAUUUAAACUGUGAGGACAGGUGGGCAUGUAGUCUGCCUUGUGGUGACAUGCAGCUCACUUUUCUUCGGGAUAAUAGCCAGUUACGUAGGCCAGACCAGCCCCAGAGGUGGGGUGUUCCUAUCGCUCUUAUAUUCUGUUCAGCUUACUUUGAAUCAUGCUUCCUCUUGGCACUUGCGUGGAUUACUGAUAGCAUUCGGUACUGUUUCUACAUCCAAGAUUGCCGAUUGCUGACCGGGGACAACAUAUAUUUUGCCAUCUAGAGUUAUUUGGUAAGAUCCUACUUCAGAUCCUACUUUUUU
Molecule: messenger RNA, 3623 nt
Organism: Hipposideros armiger (great roundleaf bat)
Lineage: Eukaryota; Metazoa; Chordata; Mammalia; Chiroptera; Hipposideridae
Gene: TAF5L
Product: TATA-box binding protein associated factor 5 like
Exons: 5
Coding region: 336-2105 (589 amino acids)
Biological process (GO): regulation of DNA-templated transcription
Cellular component (GO): nuclear protein-containing complex; histone acetyltransferase complex
Molecular function (GO): transcription coactivator activity; protein binding; RNA polymerase II general transcription initiation factor activity
Source: RefSeq, a predicted model, not a curated record